This is a messenger RNA of Eurypyga helias (sunbittern), 939 nucleotides long. RefSeq names its product CMRF35-like molecule 2. The record is from RefSeq and is a predicted model, not a curated record. Gene Ontology annotation, molecular function: transmembrane signaling receptor activity. Lineage: Eukaryota; Metazoa; Chordata; Aves; Eurypygiformes; Eurypygidae. Gene Ontology annotation, cellular component: plasma membrane.
AUGUGGAUCCUGCUGCUUGUCUGGAUGCUGCUGCCAGGCUGUUGGGCAGUGACGGGACCCGGUACCGUGUGGGGAUACCUGGGGGCCCUCUCGGUGAACUGCACCUACCAGCCCCUCCAUAAGAUGUACCCGAAAUACUGGUGCUACCCAGGAAUUUUCUCAACCUGUAAGACUGACAUCGUCAUCACCUCGAAGCAGCAGCUCGUGGCGCGGCGGGGCCGAGUCUCCAUCAGGGACAAUCGCACACUGCGGGUCUUCACGGUGACCCUGGAGAGACUGGCCGAGAGUGACGCGGGCACCUACCGCUGUGGGGUGCGAACGGGCAGAUGGCAGCCUGACGAAAGUGACGAUGUGGAGGUGAUCGUGUCCCCAGCAUCAUCCUACUACUCCACCGAGGUCUCCAGUUUCACUAGCUCUGUAUCAGUCCUCACACAGACAACUCCCCAGGGGGAAACUGUGCAACCGGGACCAGGUGUCAGGCACCACGGAGGCUCCAGCCCUCCACACUUGGAUGUUGUUGAGCACAUCCUCACUCCAGGCAUCGUAGUGGUUCUUCUUCUGCUUGCAGUUGCUGCUGGUGUUUUGGUAAUGCUGUCCAGGAAGAGGAAGAAGGCCCUCUCCAGAGCCGACAUAGAGAUGGAUGGGACUCGCAGCAGGUUGCAUACACAAGCGGAUAGCUUGAACUACGCAGACAUUCACCACAGCGUGGGCACAGCUGAGAACCAGCUGUACAGCAAUGCUGAGGCUUUCCGCUGCUUGGCAAACACCACGACCGAGUACAUGGAGGUCAAGCAGAGUGAUAAGCAUUUGGAAGAGGAAGAAGAGGCUACGUAUGCCAGCAUGCAGAAUUCCCUGCCAGAGCAGCAGGAGAUCUAUGUCAAUGUGUCGUCAGCCCCAGGGCCCAGAGAAGAGCCCUACAAUGCAGGGCAGAGGGUGUGA